AUGAAAGCAACGAAAAACUUAAACGAAUCGUUCCUGAUGCGGAGGGGAUGGUUCGGGGAUGUUUACUAUGGUGAACUUUUGCAUGGAUCAGUUCUUGUCCCUACUGCCAUCAAACGAUAUACGAGACGACGCGGGCCGACGGAUUCUUGGCCGGACGUUGAAAAGCAAAAGCUUUACGCUUUGCGACACCCGAAUCUUGUGUCCAUGAUUGGUUAUUGUGAUGAUGAUCGGUAUGAGAAAGAAAUCAUUCUUGUGUACGAGUAUAUUUCGAGUAGAAAAUCUCUUAAUGAUCAUCUUCAUGUGCUUAGUACCCCGCUUCCCUGGAUUCGCCGAUUGGAAAUAUGCAUUGGUGUUGCUCAUGGGUUGGAAUACCUACAUUCUGCUGGCGUUAUGCAUGGCGACAUUAGGAGCCAUAAUAUCAUGAUGACUGAAAGUUUGGUACCCAAAAUUACAGAUUACGGCUUGUCCGAACUAUCUCUAGCUUAUCGUCCAACUGCCGUCAGCAUUCCUCUUAGAGCUUGUGGCUAUGUGGAUGCCGCUACAAUUAACCAUCAUGGAGGCUUAACAAUGAAAUCUGACGUGUUUUCACUUGGCGUGCUUUUGUUGGAGUUGCUUUGUGGGAGGCCUGUACUGGAUUACAGUUGUCAUGGCGAUGACCCACAGCGGUAUCUGGUUUAUUGUGCCGUAUCUUUAACGAUGUUAGAGGAUGUGAUCGAUUCCAAUGUGAAGGAUGAGAUAUCCAAAGAUUGUUUGGAGGACUUUUUCGAGAUUGCAAAGAGAUGCGUGAAUGAAUCUCAACAACAGCGACCUGACAUGGCUGAGGUCGUGACCCGCCUUGAGUCUAUAUUGACGUUACAAAAGGGUCACACGAAUCCUUUGCAGGAUGCGCUAAGUGUGAAGAUGCUUACUUAUGAUGAUUUGAAAAAAGCUACAAGUGACUUUAGUCGAAAUCCGCCUUUUGGUGAGACAAAGGUCUUUCUAGGUUGGGUUGAGCUUGAGCAGGAGAAGUUAGCCCCUUCGAAAGAAGGUGUUGGAAUUGUUGUUGCCGUUGCUUCCAAAUCGAUGGCUCAUGAUGACUGGCUGGUAAGUCUCACCAAAUGUACACAUUGCAUAUAUUCAUGGUUGUAA
Molecule: messenger RNA, 1128 nt
Organism: Helianthus annuus (common sunflower)
Lineage: Eukaryota; Viridiplantae; Streptophyta; Magnoliopsida; Asterales; Asteraceae
Product: probable receptor-like protein kinase At5g38990
Exons: 1
Coding region: 1-1128 (375 amino acids)
Biological process (GO): protein autophosphorylation
Cellular component (GO): plasmodesma; plasma membrane
Molecular function (GO): ATP binding; transmembrane receptor protein tyrosine kinase activity
Source: RefSeq, a predicted model, not a curated record